CACAAUGGGCGGCAGUCAAGAAGAAUUUCCACUCUUGAACAGCCUUGGCUUGUAUGCUGCCAACAUUCUCGGUGAUGGAAAUUGCCUUUUCCACGCACUUAGUGAUCAGCUGUACGGACACCAGAAAGAGCACCACAUCAUCCGUUCCAGAGUCAUCGGUUACAUGCGAGAACAUGCCGACUACUACAAGCAAUUCAUAGACGCUCAGCCUGGUGGUGGCACACGGAGGAAUCCAAAGAGGAAGAACGUCGGCUCCUUCUCAGCCGUCGCCGCUGCUCCAUCGGCCGCAGACAUAGACCACACCUUCCAGAACCACCUCGAGAGAAUGGCAAAAGGCGGCACAUACGGUGACAAUAUGGAGAUCUCGGCCUUCAGCUCGGCAUAUAGUGUCGAUGUCAAGAUCUACCAGCGAGACUUUGCCUACAUGAUCUCGGGCUCUGGUGAUCAAGGAGAGCGUGACGUAGCUCAUAUUGCAUACCAUGUUGGUACUCGUACCCUUGCUGACCUUUGUAGGNCCUGGGAACACUACUCUUCUAUCCGUAACCUUGACGGCCCUCAUUCGGGUCCGCCAAAGGUCACCGUCAAGGCUCUCUCGCCCGAUGAGGAGCAGAAACAGAAAGAGAAGCUAGCACAAACCCCUCACGUGCUCCCUUGGAUGGUCGAUGUCGUUUCGUCCUCUCUUCCCUUCCUUGCCGACAAGCCUACCAUCAAACGUACACUUGAAGAAUGCAAAGGCAACAUUGAUGCUGCCGUCGACAAGCUUAUGGGUGCCGAAGAAAAUGGCAGCCUUUCAUCCGCACAAGAGAGCUCUAGCGUUGAGCGUGAACCUGACAGCGAUGAGGAAUACCCAGGCAAAGACGGGCCCAACAAAAAGCGAGAUCGUAGGCCGUCAUCACGACAACAAUCUGGCGAAGUCAACUCGGACGACAUGCGGGCCAAGUUUGAGACACAUAACGACUCUUCUGAGUCUGUCAAAUCAGAAGCCUCAGAGUCUCUGAGCUCACAACCCGAUAACAAGGUCGAUGUCGUCCCUGACACGCGUCCAAGGCCUACCAUCAGACUGAAGUUCAACUCACAANAGGCAUCCUCGCCGGCCCCUGUUCCAACCAAAGGGCCUCAGCGACAAACGGCUCGGGAUAAGAAAGACAUCAAGAAGCAGGCACAAAAAGCCGCUCGCAAGGAACGGGAGCAGGCGACCGCUGGUAGCGAUCGACCCGAAAGCCCAAACACAUCAGGCAUGAAGCUUCGCAGCAAAGGUGUGGUGAACACUCCACCCAUCGAGUCUGGUUUUCGCACCCUUUUCAUC
Aureobasidium uvarum is the source of this 1306-nucleotide messenger RNA. NCBI's taxonomy places the organism in Eukaryota, Fungi, Ascomycota, Dothideomycetes, Dothideales, Saccotheciaceae. The record is from the annotation of a GenBank genome assembly.